This is a messenger RNA of Medicago truncatula (barrel medic), 599 nucleotides long. Its product is annotated as NAD(P)H-quinone oxidoreductase subunit 1, chloroplastic. Gene Ontology annotation, biological process: aerobic respiration. Gene Ontology annotation, cellular component: membrane. The record is from RefSeq and is a predicted model, not a curated record. The transcript has a single exon. Lineage: Eukaryota; Viridiplantae; Streptophyta; Magnoliopsida; Fabales; Fabaceae. Gene Ontology annotation, molecular function: NADH dehydrogenase activity. The annotation marks the transcript as partial.
UAUCACCGACUAGGAUUAUCUAACAGUUUAAGUACAGUUGAUAUAGUUGAUGCGCAAUCAAAAUAUGGUUUUUGGGGGUGGAAUUUGUGGCGUCAACCUAUCGGUUUCAUUGUUUUUCUAAUUUCUUCACUAGCAGAAUGUGAAAGAUUACCUUUUGAUUUACCAGAAGCAGAAGAAGAAUUAGUAGCGGGUUAUCAAACAGAAUAUUCGGGUAUUCGAUUUGGUUUAUUUUACGUUGCUUCCUAUUUAAACCUUUUAAUUUCUUCAUUAUUUGUAACAGUUCUUUACUUGGGCGGUUCAAAUAUCUCUAUUCCGUACAUAUUCGUUUCUGAGUUUUUUGAAAUCAAUAAAACAUAUGGAGUUUUUGGAACUACAAUUGAUCUCUUUAUUACAAUUGAUCUCUUUAUUACAUUAGCUAAAACUUAUUUUUUCUUAUUCGUUUCUAUCAUAACAAGAUGGUCUUUGCCUAGGCUAAGAAUGGAUCAAUUAUUAAAUCUUGGAUGGAAAUUUCUUUUACCUAUUUCUCUCGGUAAUCUAUUAUUAACAACUUCGUCUCAAUUGUUUUCACUCUAAAAGAUUUAUUUUCUAUAUUCAUAACU